AAAGCGGAGCUGAAGACGUUGCACAGCAAGGUCGACACGCUGACCAAGCAAAUCGAAAAACUCACCGGCGCUAAAGUGGCACCCGUGAAAACCGCCGCCGCCAAACCUGCGGCCAAAACCGCAGCGGCUAAACCGGCCGCAAAAACUGCCGCCAAGCCAUUGGUGAAAGCCGCCGCCAAACCUGCAGCAAAAACCGCGGUCAAGGCGCCGGCGAAAGCGGCGGCCAAGCCUGCGGCCAAAACCGCAGCAGCCAAGCCGGCUGCAAAAGCCGCCGCUAAACCGGUCGCUGCCAAAGCGGCUGCCAAGCCUGCGACCAAAGCCGCCGCCAAGCCUGCAGCCAAACCAGCAGCUAAGGCUGCGGCGAAACCGGCCGCCAAGCCUGCGGCGAAAACCGCAGCGGCCAAGCCCGCCGCCAAACCUGCUGCCAAGCCCGCCGCAGCGAAGAAGCCCGCCGCCGCCAAAAAACCUACGGCCGCCAAACCAGCAGCGGCAACCAAACCUGCAGCUCCAGCAUCCACCGCCUCUACAGCCAACUCGGUCUCCGCGCCGACGCAGGCUGCCGCUACCCCGACUGCAACGCCGGCUACCCCGACGCCUUCCAGUCAGUCCUGAUUUUUCCGGGACAUCCAAAAAUACCCG
Molecule: messenger RNA, 639 nt
Organism: Closterium sp. NIES-67
Lineage: Eukaryota; Viridiplantae; Streptophyta; Zygnematophyceae; Desmidiales; Closteriaceae
Source: the annotation of a GenBank genome assembly